Cylicocyclus nassatus is the source of this 282-nucleotide messenger RNA. The record is from the annotation of a GenBank genome assembly. Lineage: Eukaryota; Metazoa; Nematoda; Chromadorea; Rhabditida; Strongylidae.
AUGCAAGCCCUACUUCUGCGGUCUUUACUGCUUUUUAUGAUAGCUACGAUAGUGUUCCCUGCAUUUUAUACCGUGACAACAACUCCUGUAGUCUACCCAAAAGUGUACCCAUAUUCUAACUUUUAUGACGACUUGGAGGAAGACAGGCCCAUCCAUCGAGAAAGACGUCAAUUCGGAUGGGGUGGUCCCUGGGGCUAUGGAGGAGGACCGUGGGGCUUUCGUCGCCCAUGGGGUUGGGGACCACGACCAUGGGGAUUCGGCGGACCUUUUGGAUGGGGGUAA